AUGCAUGAUACGGAUCGUGGUAUAUCGAAUAAUUUUGGGCGUUUUCAACAGGAUUGUCUCUACUACUACGAGAGGACUGGCUAUGUUAAUACGUUAGUGCCUUAUUGUGUUCGAUCAAAUAUAAGUUUUAGGGAAAUUUCAACAAAGGUGAUAAACGGCAUCCCUCUUAAAUUUGGUACGUUAAAGGAAAUGAAUGUGAAAAGUGAAAAUUUAUUUGAUUGGUAUGCCCCUAUUGAUAGUAUUGAACAAUAUCAAGUAUAUAUCGAGUCAAAUAAUAAAACUGCAUCGGAAAUAUUCUAUUAUAAUUGUACACAACCGUGGUUUGGUUCAUACUGUCAAUAUACGUUUAAUUCAUCUGAAACAUUUAAUCACAUUGUGUCUCGUAGAUUUUCAAACAAAGGAGAUGAUCCUGAAAAAAUUCUUGCAGUUACAAAUGGUACAUGUUACAAUGGAUUUGAAUGUAAUCGUUCAUCAUGCUUAGACUGGAGAGAAAUAUGUGAUGGGAAAAUUGAUUGCUUGAAUGGUGAAGAUGAACAAAGCUUUUGUUUUGAACUUGAAACAAAUGAAUGCAAAAAAGGAGAAUAUCGUUGUCAAAAUGGCAUGUGUGUACCGGAAAAUUUUUUUUACGACACAUUCGGUAAAGACUGUAUGGACGGAACAGACGAAGUAGUAAAUUACGGUGAUAAGAACCGAUUUUGUUAUGAAGAUCCAUCAAUCUACUGUGAAGAAUUUUUAUCACCUCGUUUUCAGUUUCCAUGUGGAGAUGGCCAAUAUACGAGUCAACCAUAUAAAUUUAGCGGAUUGUAUAAUACUUUAUCAUACUGUGCAAAUGUCCGAGAUAUUCUUCAUUUACAUGGUCUGUUAACUAGAUCAGAUGAUAAUGAAACUGAUAUGAUAUCUGUGUUAUGUGAAAAUUAUGUUUCAUGUAUAGUUGGAUUUAGAGAGGAUUGUGAAUCAAUCAAUUACAUUGAAUUAAUUUCAAAUGAGUGUCCAUCAAUAUUUCUUUUUCCAUCGAACCCAAUACUCUCAUAUUCUUUUCGUUUUGUCUAUCAAUCAAACAAAACAAACUGGCUAACAAAUAUUGCACCAAAUUACAUAUGUUAUGAUGAAUAUUGGUGUAACGAAACAUAUCCCAUAACAAUACGGUUGUUCAAUAAUUCAUCAUCAUGUAGAAAAUUUAAUGAAUUUGUUCAACUGAAUGAAACAUAUAAGAAAUGGGGUCAUUUACUUGAUAAUAUUCAAAAUCUGUUCAAAGCAUGUUCAUCUCCCGGUUACAUCAACUGUAGUUCUCAUCCAUCAUUAUUCUCUUGUAAUGGUUCAUCAUCAAAGUGUAUCUCAAAACAUCGUCUAUCAAACGGAAUUAAUGAUUGUAUAAACGGUAUUGAUGAAAUCUCCGAUGGAACGUGUUCAUUGAAUUUAACACAUAGAUUUAAAUGUCAAACAAGCGAACGAUGCAUACCAAGAAUGUUAUUACUUAAUAAGUUUACAGAUUGUCCCGAUAGAUCGGAUGAAUAUCUUUUGCAAAACUGUAUCCCUGAAGAUACAGCUAGUUGUAGACAAAUUCGAGGUGAAAUAACAUCAACAGAUGAUUCAAUGUUGUUUCAAAAACUAUGUAAUGGUAUUGUUGAAUUAUUUAAUGGAGAAAAUAAUGAAACAGAUGAAAGUAAUUGUGCUGAUAUUUGGCCUACAUGUUUAACAAGAUACACAAUCUGCGAUAAUAUUUGGAAUUGUGAGAAAGGUAUAGAUGAACUAAAUUGUUUAUAUAAACCAUAUAAAUGUGAAAGUCAAGAUCAACAUUAUUGUGCAUUAGCAAAUAAAACAGAAUUAAGUUGUAUAUCAUUGGACAUAGUUAAUGAUGGUAAAAUUGAUUGUUUAGGCUCAACAGAUGAAAGAGAAUAUUGUAGAAGCGAAUAUCCAAGUAAUCCAUAUCAGCGAUAUCGUUGUUUAAAUGAUACAUUAUGUAUAAGUCCAUUACAAUUGUGCGAUUCUAAACAAGAUUGUCUAUAUGGUGAUGAUGAAAUAUUAAUUUGUCCAUUGUUGAGUAAUCUUCUUUCGGUGAUAAUCGAUAUUCCCGUCAACAUGCAAAUCGAUAGUGAAAGUUGUUAUGGAAAUAUAUUUUGUGAUCUCAUUGAUAUACCAAAUUUCAAAUAUCCGUCAACAAAAAAUCUUGCUGAAUAUCCUGCUCGUAACAGCGAAGAUGGUAUAAAAGCGUUAGUAGAAACAAAAACGUCUUUGUCAAUAAUACACAAUGAGAGUGCUGCUAUGUCAGAACAAUCAUUAUCUAAAACUAGCACGGACAACGAUGAAAAUACUUAUCGAAUAUCAUGGUAUUGUAAUCGUGGAAUUCUGACUCAUACUUCGUUUAAUAUUGACUAUUGUCUAUGUCCUCCCAGCUACUAUGGCGAUCGUUGUCAAUAUCAAAGUGAGCGUUUAAGUGUUAUUAUUCAACUUUAUAAGCUAAUUUCAUUUGAACCAAAUAUUGUAUUCAAAUUACUAGUUACAUUAAUUGAAAAUGAGUCAUAUGAAAUAAUUUCUUACGAAGAAGUUUUCUUCGCGCGACCUGUAGACUGUUUUGUAAAGCAUGCGUUUUAUUUACUGUAUCGUCAUGAACGAAAUAAGAUUAAAUAUAAUUAUUCUGUACAUAUUGAUGCUUACAGUGUAACAAUAUUCAAAAUUGAAUACCAAUCAUCUUGGUUGUUCGAAAUUCCAUUUGGUUUUCUUCCUGUUAACCGUUUAGCAGCUGAACUCGCAAUUCUGGACCAUAGACUCGAAAACAAUUUACAAUGUAAUGAGUUGAAUUGUGGUGUCAAUGGUUAUUGCAACCAGUAUAUGAAUUCGGAACGUCGUUUUUGUCGGUGUAAAGAAGGUUGGUCGGGUAAAUUGUGCAACGAGAGUGUACAGUGUCAAUGUGCGCGCGGAUCUGUUUGUGUUAAUUCAAUAUGUGUUUGCCCGUCAGGAAAAAUUGGUCGAUUAUGUCAUGUACCAUUUCAGCCGUGUGAAAAGGUUACAUGUAAAAAUGGCGGAACAUGCGUAAUAAUAAGUGAUGAACGAUCACUAACACCAUAUACGUGUGUUUGUAAACUAGGUUAUCACGGUAUACAUUGUCAGGAAUACUCAGCCCGUAUACACAUAUCAUUUACUGAUGUAACAAUUCCAUCUGCUAUUGCUCUACGUGGCAUUUUUGUUCCUCAUGAACUUGAUAAUGGUCCACACAAUCAGGGUUCCAAGGUCAUACGCAUUGCACCAUAUCAAAAGAAUAUAAUCGGGUACUUUUCACACCGGCUUCUAUUUCAUAUUAUCUUUUUACAAACUAUUGAUAAUCAAAAUGAUCAUUACCUUAUCGCGCUAUCUAAGCCUGCAAUACUAAAGGAAUUAUCAACAAAAGUUAUUCAAGAAAAUCGUUGUCAGAAUAUUCCUAAAAUAUUUAAUAAUACAGUUAUGUCUAUGGCUAAAAUGAAUAGAAUGAAAUAUUAUCAUCUAGCAUGUCAACAACAUCAACCAUUGCGAUGUUUCUUUGAUGAAAUGUUAAUGUGUUUAUGUACUAAAGAAAAACUGGCUGACUGCUUUCAUUUUGAAAAUGCUUUAGACGGUUGUAAUGGUACAAGUUAUUGUCAAAACAAUGGAAAAUGUAUAAAACAGAGUACACAAUGUCCAACAAUGUCUAUUUGUAUCUGUGAAGAGUGUUAUUAUGGAAAUUUAUGUCAAUUUACAACGUCUGGUUAUGUUUUAUCGUUAGACGCUAUUAUUGGUUUAAAUAUUCAACAAGGCGUUAAAGUCAAAAAUCAAAUAUUUAUUAUUAAACUAACUGUGAUUCUAGUUGUAAUUAUAUUCACAUUUGGUUUAAUAUUUAAUCUAUUAUCAAUUGUAACAUUUUGUCAAUCAACUGUUCUUGACAAUGGAUGUAACUUAUACUUACUUUAUUCUUCAAUCAUAUGUUUAUUCAGUGUAUGUAUACUUGGAGCAAAAUUAGUCUAUUUAUUGACAACACAAAUUAAUUUAUAUCCAAAUCGAACAAUUGCUCAUAUUAGUUGUAUUUUGAUUGAAUUUUUAUUAAGAGUUUUACCAACAAUAAAUGAAUGGUUAAAUGCCUGUGUAGCUAUUGAACGCGCUCUUAUAGCUACUAUCGGUAUGAAACAUAAUAAAGUAUCCAGCAAACGGCGGGCAAAAUUUCUGAUAACUUUAGUAAUAACUGUCGCUGUAAUUACGUCAAUACAUGAUCCAGUUAAUCGUCGAUUAAUUGAUGAUCAAAAUGAUGAUAUAGCAUCCAUAUGGUGUGUAGCUAGUUAUGAUCAAAAGUGGCUUAAAAUGUACAAUUCAGCAGUGAAUUUCAUUCAUUUUAUCUUCCCAUUUGGUAUUAACAUAAUAUCUGCUAUUUAUAUUAUAAUUCAAACAACUCGUAAACGAUCAAACACAAAAGCCGAACCGAAUCUGGUUCUAAAAACAAUGUUUCGUGAACAUCAACACCUUCUUAUUAGUUCAUUUGCACUUUUUCUAUUAGCAUUACCACGUUUAAUUAUAUCAUUUAUAUUUGUUUGUAUAACGCCAAGAGAACCAUACUUGUAUUUAAUUGGUUAUCUAAUAUCAUUUAUGCCGCAAAUAAUUAUAUUCUUCAUAUUUAUACUACCAUCAAGUAGAUACAAAACACAAUUCGAUUUAAUUACUCAACAUGUACGAACAAAGACAACACGAAUGAUAGCAAGUAUAUAUGAGUGA
Messenger RNA from Didymodactylos carnosus, 4713 nucleotides. NCBI's taxonomy places the organism in Eukaryota, Metazoa, Rotifera, Eurotatoria, Philodinida, Philodinidae. The record is from the annotation of a GenBank genome assembly.